GCUCGAUGUCUGGGUCUGGCCUUCGUCCCCGAGGUGGCGCGGGCGCUGGCUGGCGCUCGCGCUCGUGCUCUGCUGCGCCUCCACGGGGGAGGCGUCCGCGGGCGCCCUGUCCUCCCGGCUCCUGAGGCUGGAGGCCGGCGUGCUGAUCCCCGUCGCCCUCCUGGGCGCGGAGGAUGGGCACGACUGGCACGACGCCUCCCGGGCGCAGGCUGGCGGCCCAGCGGCGCGGGAGCCGGGUGCGCGGGGCUGGGCAUGGAGGAGGCGAGACUCAGGAGGCACGGCCACCUCGGGCAACGCCUCCGCCGCGCACCAGCGCGGCGCUGCUCACCGAGACGGCCCGGGAGCAGCGAGGGAGGCACGCCAGAGGCCGGGGUCCUCACAAGAAGGACCCGUCUCGCCUGACACCAACCCCUUCGAAGAAGGGCCGCAGGUGUCGCCUUAUUCUUGGGUCGGCGUCUGCUCGCACCGCAGCAUGUCCUUAGACGCUGCCAAGGCGGCGUGCCUGCGGCGGCCCACCUGCUCGGCCCUGCACGGUUUUCCCUGCGACGCCGGCCAGUGGCGCGUCUGCUCCCGCCCGCCGGGCGACCGCGGGAACGUAACCGGCCACCUCCUCGCGUCCUUGGCGAGGGGCGCUUCCGCUGGCCGAGGUUCCUGCACUCGGGUUUUGCGCGGUCGGCUGGCCAGACGUAUACCCGACACCGCCGACAGCCGAGCCCCGAGGCCCGACGCCGCCGUCAGCCGAGCGCUGAGCUCGGAAGGCGUCAGCCGUUUUCGGCGAGGCUCCGCUGACCAGGGGAGGUUACUCAGUUCGAGCGGCUGCUUCAACGGGCCGAAUUGCUACGAGCCUCACUUCGAAGUGUUGCAGGCCUCGGGGUCGCCGCCGAGCGCACGGGCCGCGCCGAGGGUGGCGCUGCACAACGGCUCGG
Prorocentrum cordatum is the source of this 926-nucleotide messenger RNA. The record is from the annotation of a GenBank genome assembly. Lineage: Eukaryota; Dinophyceae; Prorocentrales; Prorocentraceae.